AUGGACGAUAUUAUAUUCGACAGCAACCCCGACGGCGCCCCAGCCGGGUUGGACGAAAGGGUGGCCCAGUUAGCAGAUCCAGAAUGGGCGGACAAUAUAUUGGUCGACGACGACGUCGAACAAAACAGCACGCCCGAAAAUACCGAGACUUUUACGGAGUCCAGCCAACGGUUUUGGCGGGUGGACCAUUCGACCGGAACUUACAAAUACAAAGUAGGGAAGCCCGGCCGGAUAAUUUCACAAUUUAACUGUCCUACGUACGAGCACGUUACGGUCACCUUCCAGAAGUGGGCGUCGCCGUAUGCGGCCAAAUAUACCGGCGGCAUUAAUUUCGACCUUACCGGGCGCACGUUCCACAUCGCUUCGGGGGUGUCGCCCAAAAACUAG
Messenger RNA from Pyricularia oryzae 70-15, 387 nucleotides. RefSeq lists its product as uncharacterized. Bases 1 to 387 code for a protein of 128 amino acids. The record is from RefSeq and is a predicted model, not a curated record. NCBI's taxonomy places the organism in Eukaryota, Fungi, Ascomycota, Sordariomycetes, Magnaporthales, Pyriculariaceae. The transcript is spliced from 2 exons.